CCGGACUUGGGCCGCCGCCGCGUUAGCCAGCGGCAUCCGGAGUCAUCGACCUCGAGUUUGAUUGGGCAAGCCGAGGACUUCCCCAAGAUCCGGGAUGGGGAUGAGAGAUGCGGACGCCAGAAGGGAACUGGCUGGUUCUCCUGAGGAUGCGCCAGCGUCACCCCCGGGCAAGAUGCCCUUCCCUCUGUGUGGCCGGAAUCCUUGCCUGUGGCUUUCUCCUGGGCUGCUGGGGACCCUCCCAUUUCCAGCAGAGUUUUCUUCAGGCUUUGGAGCCACAGGCUGUGUCUUCUUACUUGAGCCCUGGUGCUCCCUUAAAAGGCCGCCCUCCUUCCCCUGGCUUCCAGAGGCAGAGGCAGAGGCAGAGGCGGGCUGCAGGCAGCAUCCUACACCUGGAGCUGCUGGUGGCCGUGGGCCCCGAUGUCUUCCAGGCUCACCAGGAGGACACGGAGCGCUACGUGCUCACCAACCUCAACAUCGGGGCAGAACUGCUUCGGGACCCAUCCCUGGGGGCUCAGUUUCGGGUGCACCUGGUGAAGAUGGUCAUUCUGACAGAGCCCGAGGGUGCUCCAAAUAUCACAGCCAACCUUACCUCGUCCCUGCUGAGCGUCUGCGGGUGGAGCCGGACCAUCAACCCCGAGGACGACACGGAUCCUGGCCACGCUGACCUGGUCCUCUACAUCACGAGGUUUGACCUGGAGUUACCUGAUGGUAACCGGCAGGUGCGGGGAGUCACCCAGCUGGGCGGUGCCUGCUCCCCAACCUGGAGCUGCCUCAUUACCGAGGACACUGGCUUCGACCUGGGAGUCACCAUCGCCCAUGAGAUUGGGCACAGCUUCGGCCUGGAGCACGACGGCGCGCCCGGCAGCGGCUGCGGCCCCAGCGGACACGUGAUGGCUUCAGACGGCGCCGCGCCCCGAGCCGGCCUCGCCUGGUCCCCCUGCAGCCGCCAGCAGCUGCUGAGCCUGCUCAGCGCAGGACGGGCUCGCUGCGUGUGGGACCCCCCGCGGCCUCAGCCUGGGUCCACGGGGCGCCCGCCAGAGGCGCAGCCUGGCCUCUACUACAGCGCCAACGAGCAGUGCCGCGUGGCCUUCGGCCCUAAGGCUGUCGCCUGCACCUUCGCCAGGGAGCACCUGGAUAUGUGCCAGGCCCUCUCCUGCCACACAGACCCGCUGGACCAAAGCAGCUGCAGCCGCCUCCUUGUUCCUCUCCUGGACGGGACAGAAUGUGGCGUGGAGAAGUGGUGCUCCAAGGGUCGCUGCCGCUCCCUGGUGGAGCUGACCCCCAUAGCAGCGGUAGAUGGGCACUGGUCUAGCUGGGGUCCCCAAAGUCCUUGUUCCCGCUCCUGUGGAGGAGGUGUGGUCACCAGGAGGCGGCAGUGCAACAACCCCAGACCUGCCUUUGGGGGGCGUGCGUGUGUUGGUGCUGACCUCCAGGCCGAGAUGUGCAACACUCAGGGCUGUGAGAAGACCCAGCUGGAGUUCAUGUCGGAACAGUGCGCCAGGACCGACAGCCAGCCGCUGCACUCCUCCCCUGGCGGUGCCUCCUUCUACCACUGGGGUGCUGCUGUACCACACAGCCAAGGGGAUGCUCUGUGCAGGCACAUGUGCCGGGCAAUUGGCGAGAGCUUCAUCAUGAAGCGUGGAGACAGCUUCCUGGAUGGGACCCGGUGUAUGCCAAGUGGCCCCCGGGAGGACGGGACCCUAAGCCUGUGCGUGUCGGGCAGCUGCAGGACAUUUGGCUGUGAUGGCAGGAUGGACUCCCAGCAGGUACGGGACGUGUGCCAGGUGUGUGGUGGAGACAACAGCACGUGCAGCCCACGGAACGGCUCUUUCACAGCUGGAAGAGCAAGAGAAUAUGUCACAUUUCUGACGGUUACCCCCAACCUGACCAGUGUCUACAUUGCCAACCACAGGCCUCUCUUCACACACUUGGCGGUGAGGAUCGGAGGGCGCUACGUUGUGGCUGGGAAGAUGAGCAUCUCCCCUAACACCACCUACCCUUCCCUCCUGGAGGAUGGCCGUGUCGAGUACAGAGUGGCCCUCACCGAGGACCGGCUGCCCCACCUGGAGGAGAUCCGCAUCUGGGGACCCCUCCAGGAAGAUGCUGAGAUCCAGGUUUACAGGCGGUACGGCGAGGAGUAUGGCAACCUCACCUGCCCAGACAUCACCUUCACCUACUUCCAGCCUAAGCCACGGCAGGCCUGGGUGUGGGCCGCUGUGCGUGGGCCCUGCUCGGUGAGCUGUGGGGCAGGGCUGCGCUGGGUAAACUACAGCUGCCUGGACCAGGCCAGGAAGGAGUUGGUGGAGACUGCCCGGUGCCAAGGGAGCCAGCAGCCACCAGCGUGGCCAGAGGCCUGCGUGCUCGAACCUUGCCCUCCGUACUGGGCGGUGGGAGACUUCGGCCCAUGCAGUGUCUCCUGUGGGGGUGGCCUGCGGGAGCGGCCAGUGCGCUGCGUGGAGGCCCAGGGCAGCCUCCUGAAGACGUUGCCCCCAGCCCGGUGCAGAGCAGGGGCCCAGCAGCCAGCUGUGGCAGUGGAAAUCUGCAACCCCCAGCCCUGCCCCGCCAGGUGGGAGGUGUCAGAGCCCAGCCCAUGCACAUCAGCCAGUGGAGCAGGCCCGGCCUUGCAGAACAAGACCUGUGUGCCGGGGGCAGAUGGCCUGGAGGCUCCAGCGACUGAAGGGCCUGACUCCAUAGAUGAGAAGCUGCCUGCCCCUGAGCCCUGUGUCGGGAUGUCAUGCCCUCCAGGCUGGGGCCAUCUGGAUGCCACCUCUGCAGGGGAGGAGGCUCCCUCCCCAUGGGGCAGCAUCAGGACAGGGGCUCAAGCUGCACACAUGUGGACCCCUCUGGCAGGGCCAUGCUCCGUCUCCUGUGGGCGAGGCCUGAUGGAGCUGCGUUUCCUGUGCAUGGACUCUGCACUCAGGGUGCCUGUCCAGGAGGAGCUGUGUGGCCUGGCAAGCAAGCCUGGAAGCCGGCAGGAGGUCUGCCAGGCUGUCCCGUGCCCUGCUCGGUGGGAGACCCGAGCCUUGGCUCCAUGCCCGGUGACCUGCGGAGGGGGGCAGGUGCCACUGGCUGUGCACUGUGUGAGGCUAGACCAUGGCCGCCCCAUCCGCCUAUCUCACUCCAAGUGCGGGCCAGAGCCCCGGCCCAGCCCCUUUGAAGACUGCAGCCCAGAGCCCUGCCCUGCCAGGUGGCAGUACAAGCUGGCGGCCUGCAGCGUGAGCUGUGGGGGAGGGGUCAUGCGGAGGAUCCUGUAUUGUGCCCGGGCCCAUGGGGAGGAUGAGGAGGAGGAGAUCCUGUUGGACACCCAAUGCCAGGGGCUGCCUCGCCCAGAACCCCAGGAGGCCUGCAGCCUGGAGCCCUGCCCACCUAGGUGGAAAGUCAUGUCCCUUGGCCCAUGUUCGGCCAGCUGUGGCCUUGGCACUGCUAGGCGCUCGGUGGCCUGUGUGCAGCUCGACCAAGGCCAGGAUGUGGAGGUGGAUGAGGCGGCCUGUGCAGCACUGGUGCGGCCCCAGGCCAGCGUCCCCUGUCUCAUUGCUGACUGCACCUACCGCUGGUAUGUCAGCACCUGGACGGAGUGCUCUGUUUCCUGUGGGGAUGGCAUCCAGCGCCGGCAUGACACCUGCCUCGGACCCCAGGCCCAGGCACCUGUGCCGGCUGAUUUCUGCCAGCACUUGCCCAAGCCAGUGACUGUGCGUGGCUGCUGGGCUGGGCCCUGUGUGGGACAGGGGACGCCCAACCUGGUGCCUCACGAAGAAGCCACUGCUCCAGGACAGACCACAGCCACCCCUGCUGGUGCCUCCCUGGAGUGGUCCCAGGCCCGGGCCCUGCUCUUCUCCCCAGCUCCCCAGCCUCGGCGGCUCCUGCCCGGGCCCCAGGAAAGCUCGGCGCAGUCCAGUGCCUGUGGCAGGCAGCACCUUGAGCCAACAGGAACCAUUGACAUGCGAGGACCAGGGCAGGCAGACUGUGCAGUGGCCAUUGGGCGGCCCCUUGGGGAGGUGGUGACCCUCCGCGUCCUUGAGAGUUCUCUCAACUGCAGUGCGGGGGACAUGUUGUUGCUUUGGGGCCGGCUCACCUGGAGGAAGAUGUGCAGGAAGCUAUUGGGCAUGACUUUCAGCUCCAAGACCAACACGCUGGUGGUGAGGCAGCGCUGCAGGCAGCCGGGAGGUGGGGUGCUGCUGCGGUAUGGAAGCCAGCUUGCUCCUGAAACCUUCUACAGAGAAUGUGACAUGCAGCUCUUUGGGCCCUGGGGUGAAAUCGUGAGCCCCUCGCUGAGUCCAGCCACAAGUAAGGCAGGGGGCUGCCGGCUCUUCAUUAAUGUGGCUCCGCACGCCCGGAUUGCUAUCCAUGCCCUGGCCACCGACAUGGACAAUGGGACCAAGGGAGCCAAUGCCAGCUACAUCUCGAUCCGGGACACCCACAGCUUGAGGACCACAACGUUCCAUGGGCAGCAGGUGCUCUAUUGGGAGUCAGAGAGCAGCCAGGCUGAGAUGGAGUUCAGCGAGGACUUCCUUAAGGCUCAGGCCAGCCUGCGGGGCCAGUACUGGACCUUCCAAUCAUGGGUACCGGAGGACCAGGACCCGUCCUGGAAGGGAAAGGAAGGGACCUGACGGUCAUUGAACAUUUGUUACGUGUCUGGCCAGCCCUGGAGGGUUGACCUCUGGUCUCAGUGCUUUCCAAUUCGAACUUUUUCCAAUCUUAGGUAUCUGGAGUCUUCUCCAGUGUCCAAAAGGCUAGGGGGUUGGAGGUAGGGAUUCUGGAAAGGCAGCCCCCAUUU
This is a messenger RNA of Piliocolobus tephrosceles (Ugandan red Colobus), 4774 nucleotides long. It is a transcript of the gene ADAMTS13, whose product is annotated as ADAM metallopeptidase with thrombospondin type 1 motif 13. Lineage: Eukaryota; Metazoa; Chordata; Mammalia; Primates; Cercopithecidae. Gene Ontology annotation, cellular component: extracellular matrix. Gene Ontology annotation, molecular function: metalloendopeptidase activity. The record is from RefSeq and is a predicted model, not a curated record. Gene Ontology annotation, biological process: proteolysis; extracellular matrix organization.